Olea europaea var. sylvestris is the source of this 1611-nucleotide messenger RNA. RefSeq lists its product as uncharacterized. The transcript has a single exon. Lineage: Eukaryota; Viridiplantae; Streptophyta; Magnoliopsida; Lamiales; Oleaceae. The record is from RefSeq and is a predicted model, not a curated record. The coding region runs from base 1 to 1611 and encodes 536 amino acids.
AUGACUUCUGAUGAAGAACUAAUGGAGAUGAAAAAACUUACAGUUGAUCAGUUGAGAGCAAUGGUUAAGAAAUAUUGGGUGAUGGCAGAAACUAGCUGUCCUCAGUUUGUGAUUGCGCGUUCUGCAACGUGUACUGCUUCAGGUGUGAUCUGUUUGCUGAUUGCUCUCGCUUUGGCAGAAGCUCUGCUUCGUAUGCUAAUAGUGUAUAGAACAUUUAGGCAAACGGCUUCUUACUAUGACUCGUCAACCAAAUGGAUUCUGCUCAUUCAUUCUAUUGGAGUGACUCUGGGUAUUAUUGCCCCAGCAUUGAGAUGGUAUACUGCCAUAAAUUUCAGAUGCUCAGAAGAAGAGAAACGAAUCUCCUUCAAAGAUGAACUCAAAAUCGAGACAUAUUGGACACAGAUGCUCUUUGAGUGGAAAGAAAGCCCCUUACCUUGGCACAUUCGUGAUCCUAAGUGGAGAAAACUUCUUCACCAUACAAAAAAGUCAAUAUUGAGUUUCUUUGUUAGAAUUCAGAUACUGGUUGUUCUAGGCUGCAAACUUGUUCGACUUAUCUCCGUGCUCUUCAUGAGUCCAAUCAUCUCGUGCUUCCACAAUGUCGAAAAGUUGAAGAAUGUGUCCUGCUCUAGUGCAUCACGUGUCCAUCAGGAUUCAGAAUUAGGAUUGAAUACAGAGCCGGAACUUAGCCGUUACGUUCUGCUACUAGAAGGUGAGGUACAGUUGCCUCACAAGACCCUGCAAAACAUCUGCAAUCAGGUGGAUAAAGUGAUCCAAAUAGGUAAAAGGCAGCAACCUAAAAAACUCAUAGAGCUUCUUAAAUUAUUUGGCGAUUUUCAUGGGGUGAGAGAAUUUGACAGCAACAAAGUUCCAAGUCUGCAUAUUCACGAACCUCCUAAUUGCUGGUCUCUGCCUCUGGUGACGCUAACAAGUAUUGCCAUUGCACUUCCCAACGUCUCGACUCACAACGCUAGCUGGUUACUAAGCAGCGUGAAUGAAGGUCUGUUCUUCAUAAAAUUUAUCGAGAAGUGCCUUGACUGCAGUCGUGAUUUAGCAAACAUCAGAAAUGCAGCCAACGUUGUCUGGGUGGGAGCCGAACUUUAUAGCAAAUGGCAAGAAAAUGAUCUCAAAGAAAUGUCCCUCAAAGGAAAAAAGUCGAAGGAAACACUACAAGAGCUCUCUAAUAAAGCCGAGAAGAUUGUUUUGGAGUUCAAGAGAGAUACGAAAGAUUUUCUUAUGGAGGAUCCUCUUAAUUGGCCAGUUAAGGUUAUAGCAGCCAACUCGAUGUACAGGAUCUGUCAAACUAUUUUGCUCGACUUUGAAGAUGAUCCUCCCUUGACAGAUGAGGGACUGUUCAAACGAUUGACGGUCAUGAUCGCAGAUAUACUCGCAGCUUGUCUUACCAACUUACCACGUGUUAUAAUGAUCAAGUGUCACCGGAAUGCCAUAAACCACGGGGCGAAAACAGUCCGGCAAGCAGCUCUCCUGCUGGGUGAAAGUCAAGAAAUUCUUCAAAUUCUUCAGCAGCAUAGAACACCAAGCCUUCAUCCUGAUCAAGCAGCCUAUAUUGAAAAGUGGCGUACCUUUAGAGAGCAAGAAAAUUUGUUUCGUUGA